Molecule: messenger RNA, 663 nt
Organism: Dictyostelium discoideum AX4
Lineage: Eukaryota; Evosea; Eumycetozoa; Dictyosteliales; Dictyosteliaceae
Gene: rsmE-1
Product: small GTPase
Exons: 2
Coding region: 1-663 (220 amino acids)
Source: RefSeq, a predicted model, not a curated record
AUGUGCAAAAAAUUGAAUAUUUGUUUUUUAGGAGAUAAAUGUGUUGGAAAGACAAGCACAAUACACACAAUGGUAAAUUCUUUUUUUGAUGACGAAAAAUAUAGCCCCACAAUAGAAUCAAAAUUUACAAAACUAUUUUCAUAUAAAGUUUUAUAUAAUUUAAAUAUAUAUGAUACAGCCGGAUCAAUUGAGAUGGAAAGUAUAUUAUUAGAUACAAUUAAACAAUGUGAUUGUUUUGUAAUAAUGUAUUCAAUAUCUGAUAGAGAUUCAUAUGAUUCAAUUUAUAAAUAUAGAGAUUUAAUUAAAGAAGCAUUCCCAUUUAAAGAUAAUAUACCCAUUAUAUUAUGUGCCAAUAAAAACGAUUUAAAAUGGGAAUCACAAUUUUCACAUAAUGAAAUUAUUGAUAUUUCAAAAUCAUUUGGAAAACCAUCAACAAUUUCUUCGGCUAAAUGUUUAAAUUCUGUUAUAAACACUUUCAAAUUAUUAUUAGAUAUUGUUCAAAGAAAUGAAAAACAAAUUAAAAAAGAUAUAAAAAAGUAUGAAAAAAAUUUAAAAAGGAAUGAUAAAUUAGAAUUUGAUUUAGAAAAAAAGAAAUCAAUUUUUAAACAUGUUUUAUUACAAAUUAAAUAUCAUAAAUUAGUUUUAAAUAAUUUAAUUAAUUAA